CGGGAUACCCAGGCACCAUGGCCGGGCGUCGCCCCUCGCCGCCAUGGCAACGAGCCGCCGCCGCAGCGCGCACGCCACGGGCUAACGGAGCCUGCGGGCUGCGCCCCCCGCCCGCGGGCACGCACCCAGGGUCAGAGGCGGAGGUGACUCCACCAGGUUUGUGAGAGACGAUGAAUUUGGCUGAGAUUUGUGAUAAUGCCAAAAAAGGGAGAGAAUAUGCGCUUCUUGGGAACUACGACUCCUCUAUGGUAUAUUACCAAGGUGUCAUCCAGCAGAUUCAGAGACACUGUCAAUCAAUCCGAGACCCAGCAGUUAAGGGCAAAUGGCAACAGGUCCGGCAAGAAUUACUGGAGGAAUAUGAGCAAGUAAAGAGUAUUGUCAACACGUUAGAGAGUUUUAAAAUAGACAAACCUCCAGAUAUUCCUGUAUCCUAUCAAGAUGAGCCAUUUAGGGAUCCUGCUGUUUGGCCACCUCCAGUUCCGGCUGAGCACAGGGCUCCACCUCAGAUAAAACGUCCCAACCGAGAAGUUAAACCUUUGAGGAAAGAAUCACCAGGAUUGCAGCCGCGAGGGCCUGUGGGCAGAGCACACCCAAUAUCAAAAAGUGAAAAGCCUGCCAGUAGCCGAGAGAGGGAAUCUAGAGCUAAAGGGAGAGAGGACAAGGGAAAGAAAAUUCCACAGGAAGGUGCUGGUGAUGGGGAAAUUCAGAAAUUUGAUGGAGCAGGAUAUGAUAAAGACCUGGUUGAAGCACUGGAAAGGGACAUUGUAUCAAGAAAUCCAAGCAUUCAUUGGGAUGACAUAGCAGAUUUGGAAGAAGCCAAGAAAUUAUUAAGGGAAGCGGUGGUUCUGCCGAUGUGGAUGCCUGAUUUUUUCAAAGGGAUCAGAAGGCCGUGGAAGGGUGUUCUGAUGGUUGGCCCCCCUGGGACUGGCAAAACCAUGCUAGCAAAAGCCGUUGCUACGGAAUGUGGGACAACAUUCUUCAAUGUUUCCUCCUCCACUCUGACGUCCAAAUACAGGGGCGAGUCUGAGAAGCUAGUCCGCCUGUUGUUUGAAAUGGCCAGGUUUUAUGCGCCAACAACAAUCUUCAUUGAUGAAAUCGAUUCCAUCUGCAGCCGCAGAGGCACUUCCGACGAACAUGAAGCAAGUCGCAGGGUCAAGUCGGAGCUGCUGGUUCAGAUGGAUGGACUUGCAGGAGUAGGUGGUGCACUAGAAAACGAUGACCCUUCCAAAAUGGUGAUGGUGCUGGCUGCUACAAACUUUCCCUGGGACAUUGAUGAAGCAUUGCGAAGAAGAUUAGAGAAACGGAUUUAUAUACCUCUGCCAACAGCAAAAGGCAGAGCAGAGCUGCUUAAGAUUAAUCUUCGGGAAGUAGAGAUGGAUCCUGAUAUACACCUUGAGGAAAUUGCUGAGAAGAUUGAAGGCUACUCUGGGGCUGAUAUAACUAAUGUUUGCAGGGAUGCCUCUUUGAUGGCAAUGAGACGGCGCAUUAACGGCUUAACCCCAGAAGAGAUCCGUGCACUUUCUAAAGAGGAACUUCAGAUGCCUGUUACCAAGGGGGACUUUGAGCUGGCUCUGAAGAAAAUCUCCAAGUCUGUUUCAGCUGCAGACUUGGAGAAGUAUGAAAAAUGGAUGGCGGAGUUUGGAUCUGCUUAACCUCAGUGACGUCUCUUCUGUGCUAUAGUUUUUUUUUAAUCUUUUCCUGUUGUAAACUGUAAAAUGAGUUAGAAAUGUUUUAAAAGGUUUAAUAAAAGGUUUGAUAUUUUUUUUUCAUCUGGUGACAAGAAUCCUCCCCCCCCCCCCCCGUUUAAAUUUUGUUAUGCUUGAAAGGAACAAAAAUGGUAACCCACACGAGACAUAAAGAUGCUUUCUGACUGAAUAGUAAAAUGCAUACAUAGCAAGGGAAAAAUACACUUUCAAAGAUAAGCUGCACUUUUCCAGUUAAUGUCAGUGUUCCUUAUUUUCACACACACUAGUCCUUUCAUGGCCCAAAUCUGUAAAUCAGACAUGGGAGGGUGAUGAGAGAAACUAGCAGAGACUUGCUGCACACCUUAUUUGUAGGAAUCGCUGUAUUUCUAGUAAGGAUCAGGUUCCUUGCCCGUGUAUGUGGCACUGAAGUUACUGUUCGGCUGCUGCUUCUCCUUUCACUAGCUUAUUUUGAGGAAGUACAUGCGUAAAAUUGGCCUUGUUUACAGUAAGCAGAGAGCAGUUUGCAUCGAGACUCAAAUUGUUAAUGAUUUUGUUGGAAACUUUCAGCCUGAUUUUCCUCCCACUCUCACCAAUUUUACACUGGUGUAACUUCACAGACUUGACUUUACGCCAGUGGAAGUGAAAGGAAAAUUGGGGCACUUGAUUUCUUUUGGUCAAUCUUAGGCCACAUUUGCACCAGUUUAACCAAAGCUGUGAUUUUUAAACUGAUUUUAGUUGACCCUCUACUCUUGCACUAUUACUCAUCCCCCUAUAUUUUGUUUGUGUUUUCUAGAUUUUUUUUAAUUCUUAUUUAUUAAACACCAAUAGUGUGCUUGACUUAAUUCAAGACUAAUACCAAGCCCAGUCCUGCUCCUAGAAGACAGACACAGGACACGGAGCUCUCGUUUUCCUAUCAGUCACAAACACUCUCUUUCCUAGACUUGGUACAGGACAACAUUUGUUUACGCUGUGGAACUGUUUUUGCAGUUAAAACUAUUUUAUGCAGUUUUCUUAAAUGUGUAAAAAUGCUUCGACUGGGGAAAUGAUUAAUUUUGGUAGAUUGUCUCUCUUCUACCCUCCCUCCCCCCAUGCCAAUGUAGUGCUGAAAAAUGCUGGAUUGGCAGCUUUGGAGAAUGAAGGCCUCCGUCCCAGAGUGUGGCCGUCACACUGGAAGUGGCUGUGCUGGCCCCUCUCCACACGAGUUUGUACCGGAGCUUCCUCUGCUCGGAACAGAGAGAGAGUUCAGUUUCAGUGGCCAUCCUGUCCUUGGCCUCUCUGCUGAGGCUGUCAAUAAGGCUGCCAGUUGUGACGAUGGGGAUUGUAACAUCCACCUGUUCCUUUAUUAGACCGAGUCCACUUUUCAUAUAGUUGCCAAACUGCUAUGGCAUGGAAGCAACUUCUUGCUAUAAGUGACUUUGACCAGACCUAAAAAGGUUCCAUCUACCAACUCCACCGAGCGAGCCAUUCCUUCAUAGUACCUGCAGGACAUGGCCAGAAUUGUUUAGAUGAAUUGCUAGUGCAAACACAACUCUGGCACCUCACCCAUUCACUUGUUAGGGGAGAGAGAUGUCUGGGAUUUAUUCUACAGCAUAUAACUGGUUACGUGGGCUACAUUUGCAAUAGUUUAGCCAUGGAUUCAUUAUCUGUUGAUGCCUUGGAUGUAGACAGCACCUUGGGCUGAGCCUGUGAACGGUACGGUUUGCUGUUUUCAAACAAAGGGGCUGCUCUAACUUGAAUGGAAAAAAUCCUAAUAAAUGUCCUGAUGACUCUCA
Chrysemys picta bellii (western painted turtle) is the source of this 3457-nucleotide messenger RNA. The record is from RefSeq and is a predicted model, not a curated record. NCBI's taxonomy places the organism in Eukaryota, Metazoa, Chordata, Testudines, Emydidae.